Molecule: messenger RNA, 1425 nt
Organism: Purpureocillium lilacinum
Lineage: Eukaryota; Fungi; Ascomycota; Sordariomycetes; Hypocreales; Ophiocordycipitaceae
Biological process (GO): regulation of DNA-templated transcription
Molecular function (GO): zinc ion binding; DNA-binding transcription factor activity, RNA polymerase II-specific
Source: RefSeq, a predicted model, not a curated record
AUGCCCGGCUGCGACCAGGCAAAGCCCGCAUGCUCCCGCUGCGCGCGCCUCAACCUCGCCUGCAUCGGCUGCGGCCAGCAGCGCUUCAAGUUCAAGGACGAGACGCCCAACCUCAAGGCUGCCGACAAGCAGCUCUCGCGACGGACGCCCGCGGCGUCGAGAGCCGCCUUGGCCAGAGCCGCCUUCGACCCUUCGCGUGCCCUCACCAACCCCACCACCAUCACCGCCAGCGCCUUCAUCUCCGUUCUCGAGAUCACGGACCCCAGCUACGACCUGUUCUGCUAUGGCACCUUCAUGAACGAGAUCCCUCAGCAGCUGGGCCGCCAUGAAGCGCUCGAUGCCUCCGCCGAGGCCCUCGCAAGCUGCUUCAGCUGCGUCCACACGGGCACCGUCUCAACGUUGUCGAUAAGCAAAUACGUGCGAGCUCUCAACUCGGUGCAAAAAUGCUUGCAGAACCCCAAGACCGCGUACUCGGGAGAGACGUUGUGUGCCAUCUACCUCAUUAUGCUGGUCCAGGGCUGGAUCGGCAAAGACGACGACUCCUUUCCCCAACACGGACAGGCAAUGGCUCAUUUGCUUGGCGUCAUCGUCAACCGUGACUUGCACGAGCCGCAAAAUGCGGUUAUGCUCAUCACGCUGACCGUCUCGGUGCUUCUUGAAAGCAUAUUUAAUCCAGACAUCCAGCUCGAGCCAUGGCUGUCCACCCUCGCCGAGGUGCACAGGCCGACUGCUCCCGUACAAAAUGUGGAGGGGGUGGUACUCACCUGUCUCGAGCUGCAGAACAUGUCGCUCAUGACCGAGAUCCUCCGCCGCCCGAUGCAGAACACCUCUCAAAUGAAGACUCUCUAUCAGAUCGUCCGGCUAGAUUUCCCUGGGCUGAAACGGCACCUCCUCGAGGUCAUUGAACCAGCUUGCACCGGACCCCUCGAGAAGCUCCCCUUGGUGCUGGUCCGUCUGCAGACGCGGUACCAGGCGGCGUACUGCUUGCUGCUCUCCAUGGGCAUGACUCUCAACGGCAUGCUGCGUGCCCUCAACCCCUACGACACCCUCCUGGGCGAGGAGAUGGACGUCUACUGCGCCGAGAUGCUGGACCUGGCCGAAAGGGCGAAGCGGCGACGACCGUUUGGGGCCAGCCACAUCCCCCUAGGGUUGCUGUCCGCAUGGGCCGCCAUGGAUGACGAGUCACAGCGGCCGGCCAUCAAGAGCAUGAUUGCCGAAUACGACACGGGAUUUGGCUACGUCAACUGGCAGGCCAAGGCAGAGCUCCUGCGGCCCGCCUACGACACGGUGCGCAAUCGUCUUGCCGCAUCCAAACUCAGCUCGCCAGACCCAGGCGAUAUCUCGGACGAUUCCGGCUGCGCGAUGGAGGAUAUCAAUCUCGGGAUAUCCUACAGCAAGGUCGACGACGUGUGCUGCAUCUUGUAG